This is a messenger RNA of Ustilago hordei, 1245 nucleotides long. Its product is annotated as putative acetyl-CoA C-acyltransferase precursor. The record is from RefSeq and is a predicted model, not a curated record. Gene Ontology annotation, biological process: fatty acid beta-oxidation; phenylacetate catabolic process. The transcript has a single exon. Lineage: Eukaryota; Fungi; Basidiomycota; Ustilaginomycetes; Ustilaginales; Ustilaginaceae. Gene Ontology annotation, cellular component: peroxisome. The coding region runs from base 1 to 1245 and encodes 414 amino acids. Gene Ontology annotation, molecular function: acetyl-CoA C-acyltransferase activity.
AUGGCAUUCCGUAGCACCCAUGCCGUGCGACGAGGCCUUCAAAGCUUCCUCCAAAAGCGAGCCGACGAUGUAGUCUUCACCACCGCUCUCCGCACACCCAUCGCCCGGAUGAAGAAAGGCUUCAAAGAUGCGUACCCGGAAGAACUCCUCGCUCACGUCCUUCAACGUACUCGCGAACGACUCGAAUCGCGCGGCGUAGACAAGGACAUCAUCGAAGACAUCUGCACCGGCACGGUCCUCAUGGAGCUCGGCGGCGCAAAAUCGGGUCGCAUGGCAGCUUUGCACGCCGGCAUGCCUAUCACUUCUGCCUACAAGACUGUUAACCGUCAAUGUGCUAGUUCUCUACAGAGCAUCACUGAUAUCGCCAACGCUAUUCGAGCUGGCGAGAUUCAAUGCGGUAUCGCAGCAGGUGUCGAAUCGAUGACUCGCAAUUACGGAUCUCGUGCUAUCCCUGUUGAUCUCAGUCCUAUCCUCAAGGAGUCCGAUUCGGUUGAUGCGAGAGAUUGCAUCUUACCAAUGGGUGAGACGUCGGAGAGGGUUGCCGAUAAGUGGAACAUCAGUCGUGAACGUCAAGAUCAAUUCGCUGCUGAUUCGCACCGUAAAGCGGAAGCUGCACAGCAAGAUGGUCGACUAGGCUCAGAAAUCGAACCUAUCGAAGUACGAUGGAUCGAUCCCGAAACAGGCAAAGAGGGCAAGAAGCUCAUUAGUAAAGAUGAGGGGAUUCGACCAGGUACGACCGCUGAAUCUCUUGGUAAACUGAAACCGGUCUUCCGAUCGGACGGUAGGAGCACAGCCGGAAACUCUUCCCAAGUGAGUGACGGAGCUGUUGCUCUCACUAUGGCAAGACGAGAUGUGGCUGAAGCGGCCGGUAUGGAGAUUCUGGGUCGAUGGGUUGGUACAGCAACUAAGGGUGUUAAGCCAGAUGUGAUGGGCAUCGGACCUGCAGAGGCUGUGCCCAAGCUUUUGCAGCGUUUCCAGCUCAAGACGGAUGAUGUGGAUCUGUGGGAGUUGAACGAGGCAUUUGCUUCUCAGUCGUUGAUGGUGAUGGAUACGCUCAAGUUGGAUGCAGCAAAAGUGAACCCUAAGGGUGGAGCUAUUGCGCUGGGUCACCCACUGGGUGCAUCGGGUGGAAGGUUGGUGACAAGUUUGUUGGCUGAAUUGAGGAGAACGGGUCAGCAGGUGGGAGUCGCUACGCUUUGCUGUGGUACUGGAUAUGGUAAGGCUUCGUUGAUCAUUGCUGAGUAG